Molecule: messenger RNA, 2221 nt
Organism: Ostrea edulis (European flat oyster)
Lineage: Eukaryota; Metazoa; Mollusca; Bivalvia; Ostreida; Ostreidae
Product: calmodulin-like
Exons: 5
Coding region: 192-689 (165 amino acids)
Molecular function (GO): calcium ion binding
Source: RefSeq, a predicted model, not a curated record
GAGUAUCCCAUGCUUUGUAAGCCUCCAUUUCAAGUUUCUAAAUCAGGAAUAAAUGAAUUUUAAGGGUAUUGAUUGUAGCUUAACAUGGGCCGUUAUGUUAAGCGUUAAUUCCCGGAAAAGAGUGAUGUAUAAACAUUUGCUAAAUUUCCAUCCCGAAAAUUGACACAUUGUACAGGACAAUUCUGAUAGAAAUGGCAUCUAACAAAUACGUACGUUACAAGAAAGUGAUGCAGUCAUUGUGUCCGACGGAAGUCGACAUGUACAGGGAGGCGUUUAAUUUUUUCGACAAAUCAAGGAAAGGAUACAUAGUGGCAGAUGACUUCGAAAGAGCACUGAAAAGAAUCAAUCAAGUAACUCAAACCCCAACCACUAGAGAAGAGGCGGAAAGUCUGGUCAGAGAGUAUGAUGUAAAUGGAGAUGGCAAAGUAACCUUCGAGGAACUGGUAGUUUCUAUCGUUAAACGGAAAGAGACGAAGGAUAAAGACUCGGAACUACAGAAACUGUUUCAGAGUUUCGAUUGUGACAGCGAUGGUGUACUCAACAGAGACGAACUUGUGGCUCUGCUGAACUCUUUAGGAGAUAAAGUGUCAGCAACAGAUACUGAGGAAAUUCUAGCCGAUUUUGAUGAAAAUGACUCGGGGUCAAUUCAAUACAACGAGUUUUCAAAAAUAAUGAAACAGCUUGUAUGAACAAACAUUGCAGUGGCUGCACUGUCAAUUCGUAAAAAGGCAUUAUAUGUUGAGACCUCACUGGAAGACAUCUGGAAAAGAAGGUGACUCGAACAAGUCGGACACAGUUCAUGUUCCUACAUUUUCGUAUUACAACGAAUCAUAAAUGUUUCUGAACAGGGUACAACAAGGAGUUUUUAUGUGAUAUCCUUAUUGAUGAUGCUUUUUAUUCAUGCAUGUAUAUUUGCUGAUCUAAUACGUGUACGAUUUACUGUCUAAUAUUAGUGUUUAAAGGGUUUCAAAAAAGGUUAUACUUCAAGAAAGAUCAUUAUCGAGAGUUUAUCAUUUCUUCUGUAAACGAAGAUUGAGGUAUCAUAUUGUUUACAAAGACUUGAAAAUGUAUGGUUAUCGAUCUAAGUUUAUGAUAUAUAGUGUAUCACAUAUCAAGUAUUAUUUACAUGUAGGUAAAAUGUGCCAUUUAAAAGUUUUAUUUGUGUCUGUGCAAAAUUAGGAUGCUUUGAAUUACAAAAUUAACAUUCCGCAAUAGCUUGUUCUGCGUAUGAUCAGUUUUAAAAUCGAGACAGGCUCAGUACUGACAAACAAAUCGAGACAGGCUCAGUACUGACAAACAAAUCGAGACAGGCUCAGUACUGACAAACAAAUCGAGACAGGCACAGUACUGACAAACAAAUCGAGACAGGCUCAGUACUGACAAACAAAUCGAGACAGGCUCAGUACUGACAAACAAAUCGAGACAGGCUCAGUACUGACAAACAAAUCGAGACAGGCUACUGACAAACAAAUCGAGACAGGCUCAGUACUGACAAACAAAUCGAGACAGGCUCAGUACUGACAAACAAAUCGAGACAGGCUAAGUACUGACAAACAAAUCGAGACAGGCUACUGACAAACAAAUCGAGACAGGCUAAGUACUGACAAACAAAUCGAGACAGGCACAGUACUGACAAACAAAUCGAGACAGGCUCAGUACUGACAAACAAAUCGAGACAGGCUAAGUACUGACAAACAAAUCGAGACAGGCACAGUACUGACAAACAAAUCGAGACAGGCUAAAUACUGACAAACAAAUCAAGACAGGCUAAGUACUGACAAACAAAUCGAGACAGGCACAGUACUGACAAACAAAUCGAGACAGGCUCAGUACUGACAAACAAAUCAAGACAGGCUAAGUACUGACAAACAAAUCGAGACAAGUACAGUACUGACAAACAAAUCGAGACAGGCUAAGUACUGACAAACAAAUCGAGACAGGCUAAGUACUGACAAACAAAUCGAGACAGGCUAAGUACUGACAAACAAAUCGAGACAGGCACAGUACUGACAAACAAAUCGAGACAGGCUCAGUACUGACAAACAAAUCAAGACAGGCUAAGUACUGACAAACAAAUCGAGACAGGCUCAGUACUCACAAACAAAUCGAGACAGGCACAGUACUGACAAACAAAUCUAGACAGGCUCAGUACUGACAAACAAAUCGAGACAGGCACAAUACUGACAAACAAAUCGAGACAGGCUCAGUACUGACAAACAAA